CCGCGUGUCCUUCAGUUAUGCAAACGAUCCCACAGUGUCAUGUACCUCUGCAGUUUGUCCACUUUCUUCCAAAAGUAAUGCAGUACAAUAUCGAUAAUCAAAUCUAAUGUACUGUAAUACAUUGAUUUGUGGAAGCUCCCAUUUACGAUAUAAAAGGACGAGACAAAAGGACGAUACCAUCGACACUUUUAGCAGAUUUGGAUUGCGUUUAAAUGCUGCGUGAGCUAGCUUUUAGGUAACCUAGCGUUUUGCUGAGAUAAAAAAAACUUGUAUGAUAAUUCACCAUAGACUUCUGGGAAUGGGUGAUUGGUUUACUUCAUGUUUUAUAUGCGUAUGAUUCGGCCUGAAUCGAAACAGAUUUCACUCCCAACACUUUGUCUGUGUGUGCAGUAUUUGCACAGUACAGGACCUUAACUCACCAUGCACCCUGACCUGUCACCCCAUCUACACACAGAUGAGUGUAAUGAGCUCAUAAACCGCUUGAAACAGUGUCACUCUGAGCAUAAUUUCCUGAAGUUCUUCGGGACCUGUAAUGACGUCGACCGUGCCAUGCGCCACUGCCUGAAGAAUGAGAGACUGGAAAAACGGGAGCGCAGCAAACAGCAUGCACAAGCCAUGAAAAAGAGGCUGAAAGAAGGACCCAAGGAAAAAUUUUGAAAGAUAUUUUUAUUACAAGCUUGCAUCUGAGUGUCCAGAUAAGAUGCUGAGCUAAGUGUGGAUUGCUGCUUUGGUGGUUAAAAUAAAUGCCUGAAUGUUGAUGACUGUGUGGCAGAACGUCGCACAUAACUUUA
Messenger RNA from Syngnathoides biaculeatus (alligator pipefish), 791 nucleotides. It is a transcript of the gene cmc2, whose product is annotated as C-x(9)-C motif containing 2. The transcript has 4 exons. Gene Ontology annotation, cellular component: mitochondrion. The coding region runs from base 421 to 657 and encodes 78 amino acids. Lineage: Eukaryota; Metazoa; Chordata; Actinopteri; Syngnathiformes; Syngnathidae. The record is from RefSeq and is a predicted model, not a curated record.